Messenger RNA from Stereum hirsutum FP-91666 SS1, 645 nucleotides. RefSeq lists its product as uncharacterized. The transcript has 2 exons. NCBI's taxonomy places the organism in Eukaryota, Fungi, Basidiomycota, Agaricomycetes, Russulales, Stereaceae. The coding region runs from base 1 to 645 and encodes 214 amino acids. The record is from RefSeq and is a predicted model, not a curated record.
AUGCCUCCCAAAGCUCCUAAAGAACCCACUAAGGCUCAGCUUUCGUCUCGCCUAUCAUACUCGCAAAACACACCCGCCUUUCUUCUCAGACUGCAGAACAAAAUGGCUGGCGUCUCCGCGCCCGAAGACGAGGACGAGCCACAAUACGAGGACGACGAGUUUGAGGACUUUGCGCGUGGAUCGGGUCGGCCACCUAUACCCAAGCGUCCAGCUGACUCACGGCCAGCAUUACCUGAACGUCCGGCGGACGAUCCAGGAAGUGCGGAUGAAGAUGACGGGGAUGAGGCACCGCAGGUAGUUGUCUUGAAGGCAGGGAAGCAUCUGACAGAGAGGGAAGCCGAGAAUGAGAGGCGAAAAGCAAAAGGCCUUCCUCCGCUCGUUGAUAGUAAAGAGACGGACGCAAAGCCAGAAACAAAGGAUGGCGUGCCAAAAGAACCGGGUCGGGCACAGACUCAACUGGAAAAGCAGAAGAAUAGCCUUUCGUUUAACUCGUCCGGAUCAGAUGCGAAGAAAGGCAAGCGAAAAGUGGCUGUAUUGCAGAGCGAGGACUUGCGAGACGGUGACCAGUCUCGCCCGGAGAAAAAACAGAAGAAGAAGGCGAAAUUAGAACGCAAGGCCCUCCUUUCCUUUGACGAUGAUGCAUAG